This is a messenger RNA of Salmo salar (Atlantic salmon), 1975 nucleotides long. Its product is annotated as patatin-like phospholipase domain-containing protein 2. The record is from RefSeq and is a predicted model, not a curated record. Lineage: Eukaryota; Metazoa; Chordata; Actinopteri; Salmoniformes; Salmonidae. Gene Ontology annotation, cellular component: cytoplasm; lipid droplet; membrane. Gene Ontology annotation, biological process: positive regulation of triglyceride catabolic process; triglyceride catabolic process; lipid homeostasis. Gene Ontology annotation, molecular function: triacylglycerol lipase activity.
AGCGCUCCAGCGAUUCUCAGUACAUAACUGUCGCUUUGUACCUAUCACAAGAAGUGUAGAUUGAGGAGUGUGCGCUAGUUUGAGCCGUCCUCUUUCGGGAAACUGUUGUUGACUUUCAGUAAUGAAGGGAACUUGUCAAAGACUCCAAGGGUAACAUUUUGGAGUCAUUAUUACAAGCGCAUUUACCCAAACGUCUAGGUCCUCGCCAAGGACUGUCCACCCGGGAUGUUCGACCUAACGAAGGAAUGGAAUCUGUCGUUCGCCGGCUGCGGGUUCCUGGGGAUCUAUCACAUCGGAGUGGCCAGCUGCCUGCUGGAACAAGCGCCCUACCUCAUCAAAGGUGCCACCAAGAUUUACGGGGCUUCCGCCGGUGCCCUAACCGCCUCGGUGCUCGCCAGCCAGGCAUCCAUAGCUAAGUGCUGUGAGGAUGUGAUCGAGACGGCCAAGGAGGCCCGGAAGCGUAACCUGGGUCCCCUUCACCCCUCCUUCAACCUGGUCAAGGUCAUCAGGUUGGGCCUGGAGCGUGACCUGCCCGCCGACGCACACACACUCGCCUCCGGGAGGCUGUGUGUGUCACUCACUCGCGUGUCUGAUGGACAAAACGUCAUCGUGUCCGAGUUCAAGUCCAAGGAGGAGCUCAUCCAGGCACUGCUGUGUAGCUGUUUCAUCCCCAUAUACUGUGGUCUGAUCCCCCCAUCCUUCCAAGGAGUGCGUUAUGUGGAUGGGGGGAUCAGUGACAACCUUCCACAGUCAGAGCUGAAGAACACCAUCAGCAUUUCUCCGUUCUCCGGCGAGAGCGACAUCUGUCCCCGGGACACCUCCUUCAAAUUCCACGAGCUGCGCUUCACCAACACCUCCAUCCAGAUUAACCUGGACAAUAUGUACCGCCUCAGCAAUGCCCUGUUCCCCCCAGAACCCAAGGUCAUGGCAGAGAUAUGUCAGAGUGGCUACAAGGAUGCCCUUCGCUUUCUUGAGGAGAACCAUCUGCUGAAGCUGGAGUGUCCGACUGCCGGCCCCAACCUAUCAGAAGCCAUACACACCUGCUGCUGCAAGCCCAUCCCCACGGAAACCACUAAGGACUGGAUGCUCCGCCGGCUCCGCCUCCUCAGGAAGCGGCACUGGUGGCUGGACGAGCAGAUUGUUGACAACCUGCCUACCCAAAUCAAAAAAGUGUUCUGUGAGGCGUGCCAGCAGAAGCCGGGUCUGUAUGCUCAGGUGUCCGAGAUGCUGCCGGUCAGAGUGGCCUCCUACAUGCUCCUGCCCUGCACACUACCUGUGGUAUCAGCCUACUCAGUGGGCAAGAGGUUUGUGGAGUGGAUCCCCGAGGUGCCUGCAGAUAUGCGUUGGCUAGCUGGGGUGGCUGGGGAUGUGGCUGGGAGCGUGUACAGACAUACCUGGAGAGGAGCACCAGCAGACAUAACCAGUGAUGGUUCCCGGAGGAAUUGCAUGAGCCUGCCCCUACCCCUGGACAGUGACGGACACAGUGAGAGAGACUGUCACCUCUCCGGGUUCGCUCUCUCUGCUCUUGACCUCCAAAGCCAAUACUGGAACAUCCCCACCGCCCCCUCUUCCCACCGCCGCACCAGCCCCCUCAUGCUCAGCCCCUCCCCACGACAGAUCUGCUUCUUUGUUGGCUCGCAGGACGAGAGUGACUGACAGUCCCAUCCACCAAUGAGAGGACACUGUGACUUUGUUUUAAAAGAUGAUAGGACAGUCCAGCUCAAGAUCCCUCCCACAGGGCCUGUCUAUAGGCUAUAGGAACUGUGAAGGGUGGUUUGGGAUGGACAAAUGAUGGUCAUGUGAUUGAAUAGCUUUGGGAUCCAGAACUGUUGCUAUAGACAUACUAAUCAUGUAUUUUGAUCACUCCACCAUCCAUAUUUUAUUCUACAGUACACAUUGUAAAACAAUUUACCUGCUCACCACCAAAGACCUCUGCAAGUGAAUUAUUUUUUGAAAUUAUACAUUUUAUAACUAA